Drosophila novamexicana is the source of this 2169-nucleotide messenger RNA. It is a transcript of the gene Eip63E, whose product is annotated as cyclin-dependent kinase 14. Gene Ontology annotation, molecular function: cyclin-dependent protein serine/threonine kinase activity; cyclin binding; heme binding. Gene Ontology annotation, biological process: protein phosphorylation. Bases 135 to 1640 code for a protein of 501 amino acids. Gene Ontology annotation, cellular component: cytoplasm; nucleus; cytosol. The record is from RefSeq and is a predicted model, not a curated record. The transcript is spliced from 11 exons. NCBI's taxonomy places the organism in Eukaryota, Metazoa, Arthropoda, Insecta, Diptera, Drosophilidae.
CAGUUGAAUAGCUGCUAAAAAAAUAAGAUUAAAUUUUUAACGACAGCUUUGAGAAAAAAAACGGCCUCAAAAUUGCCGAAUUAAUAAAUCAACCCACGAAGCUGAACAACAACAAUUUUGGCGGUGGCGUCACAAUGCGCGAGAAAAAAGGCGGCGCCCUGCAGAAGCUCAAAAAGAGGCUAUCGCACAGCUUUGGCAGAUUAACUAUUUCCCGCGAGGAUGGCGACGAUUCCACACAUCAUCAUCACCAUCAUCAUAAUCAUCAUCGCGGCGGUGGCGCCCAUCAUAAUCACGGUAAUAAAGUUCCAUUCAAUGGUUACAAUUCGGAAGAGUAUCUGGAUCGACUGGAACCAAAUGGCAAUAUACCCGCUGACAAAACAAAUUGCAGAUAUGGCGCACAAGAAUCUGCGAAAAAUGAUAAUAAUAAACCACAAGACUGGCGCAGCACGGACAGCACCGACCAUCACGAUCGCGUACAGCGGCAAUUGUCGGUCUCGUCGGACAGCAAGCUGCUGGAUGAGGAUAUCAGGGAGGAGAUGAAGUACCACUCGCAUGUCGUCAUGCGACCCAAGAAGCCGCCCAGACCCAAGUCCGAGGUGUUUCUCAACAAACAGGAUCCACUUCCGCGACGAAAACGUUUCAGUGCAUUUGGUGGCGAUUCACCAUUUGGCAAGCAGGAGGCCUAUGUCAAACUGGAACCGCUCGGUGAAGGCUCCUAUGCGACAGUCUACAAAGGAUUUAGCAAAUUAACCUACCAGCGUGUUGCACUGAAGGAGAUCCGACUGCAGGAGGAGGAGGGCGCCCCAUUCACGGCCAUACGGGAGGCGUCGCUGCUAAAAGAACUGAAACACAGCAACAUUGUGACCCUGCACGAUAUCGUGCACACCCGCGAGACGCUGACCUUUGUCUUUGAAUAUGUGAAUACCGAUCUAUCGCAAUAUAUGGAGAAGCAUCCGGGUGGCCUGGACCAUCGCAAUGUGCGUCUGUUCCUUUUCCAGCUCCUGCGCGGUCUCUCCUACUGCCACAAGCGUCGCGUCCUCCAUCGCGAUGUUAAGCCACAGAAUCUGCUAAUCAGCGACUGUGGCGAACUGAAGCUUGCCGAUUUUGGCCUGGCCCGUGCCAAGAGCGUGCCCAGCCACACGUAUUCACAUGAAGUGGUUACGUUAUGGUACCGUCCACCAGACGUACUGCUGGGCAGCACAGAGUACUCCACCUCGCUGGACAUGUGGGGCGUUGGCUGUAUAUUUGUGGAGAUGGUGACUGGUAUGCCAACAUUCCCGGGCAUACGUGAUACAUACGAUCAGCUGGAUAAGAUAUUCAAAUUGCUGGGCACGCCCACCGAGGAUACGUGGCAGGGCGUCACACAUUUCCCUGGCUACAAACCGCACAAGUUGGGUUUCUAUCGACCACGGAAACUGGGUCACAAUUUUCCACGGCUGUACGACAUUAUCGAGGGCGAGACGAUAGCGAACGCUUUCCUGCAGCUCAAUCCCGAGCAGCGCAUCGGCGCCGAGGAGGCACUGCAGCAUCCCUACUUUGCGCAAUUGCCAAAGAAACUCUACGAAUUGCCAGACGAAACCUCAAUUUUCACCGUGGAAGGCGUGCAGCUGCAUACGGAACCGAAUCGACAGAAUAAAUGAAAAUUAAAGCAGGUCCUCUCAGUGGAUGGCGUACGUUUCUAUUGUUAGACCAAAAUACGAUCUACAACAAAUAUCAGCCCAACAACAACAACAACCCAGCUACACCCAGCAACUAAACAACCCACAAAACAACCCAGCAAACAACUCAGCAACAAAUAAUAACAACAACAACAACUACAACAAUCGGCAGCCAUAAUGAAAAGUGUACGAAAAAUAACAAGUUUUGUACCAUAAUUUGUGAAAUUCUUACUUCGAUUUCAGAUUGUAAAUUUCAGUGGGCGUGAGAGUGGAGUGUGAAGCAGAAAAGGGGGAAUGGGGGCGGCGGCAACAGCGGCAGCAUUUCAGUCAAAUUCGUGCCUGGGCAUUAGUUAGUUUAGUUAUUUAAGCUAUCAACGUCGUCUUCUUAGCGCCUUCAUUAAUAAGGUUACUCAGUUUAGUCAAAUAUUGUUUCCGCACGGACUUUUCGAAAGUUUGUUUUUUUAAAUUUAUAUGAAAUUUAUACUAGAGCUAUUUUUUGUGUUUUCAUUUC